UAGACGCAUUUGCUUCCUCUCUUUCAAGAUCAAUACACGCCGUUCGUCGCUUGGUAUUGUUCUAUCCUCUAGAAUUUUACUCGGCAGCUACAGUUUUUGAGAGAGAGAGAAGGAUGGUGAUUCCACCGGCAGUGCCAGUGAGACCACCACGUCUCUUUGACUACCUCAAACCUUACGUCUUGAAAAUGCACUUCACGAACAAGUUUGUUCACGCCCAAAUCAUCCACUCACCAACGGCCACGAUGGCUUGCUCAGCGAGCUCACAGGAGAAAGCACUGAGGGAAACAAUGGGGGUCACACGCGACGUGGCUGCUGCUGCAAAGAUUGGUAAGAUCCUUGGGGAAAGACUGUUGAUGAAAGAUAUUCCAGCUGUUACUAUUCACAUGAAGAAAGAGCAGAGGUAUCAUGGUAAAGUCAAGGCUGUGGUUGAUUCUGUCAGGGAAGCUGGCGUCAAGCUGCUUUGAGGAUCAUGAAGCCAAAUCAAUUUCAUGUUGAACUUUAGUCACGAGUACCCUCGUAUUCAUCUUUAUCUGUUGCUUCGAGCUUAGAUCAGUUGAGAAAGAUGGGAAGAUGUUUUUAAAGAAAAGGUUGUUCCUGAUUCAGAGUCUGAUCAUGUUUCUUCAGCUCUCCUGAUCUCCUUCUCGUCCGGUUAGUAUCAAAUCUUAGGGUUCUUCUUGUUGACAUUUCCAUUUGAUCUGCUGGUUAGAUUUCAGAAAGUGGCUAUAUGGGAAUUUAUCACUCAAAAGUCUCAAUCUUUUUUGCUUUUAUCGUUUAGAUCACCUUGACUCGUCUGAUGCAAGCAAACCAAGUUGAUUAAAAAUUUUGAGUCUUGCGCUUGUUACUCCUCAGCUUGUUGUUGUUCAUGUGGGCUCUCAGUGCUCUGCUAGCUCCAUUUUGAGAUUGGGCUACUCAUGGAACUUGUUGCAAUAAAAAAAUUGUUCAAUUGGAGUGAAAUGCUCAGUUUUGGGGGUUGGACUUGCUUAAGAAUGGUUGUAGAAACAUGUAUUCAGGUGCAGUUAAACCCGGAU
Messenger RNA from Eutrema salsugineum, 1028 nucleotides. Its product is annotated as 50S ribosomal protein L18. Bases 114 to 464 code for a protein of 116 amino acids. Gene Ontology annotation, biological process: translation. Gene Ontology annotation, molecular function: structural constituent of ribosome; 5S rRNA binding. The transcript is spliced from 2 exons. Gene Ontology annotation, cellular component: ribosome. The record is from RefSeq and is a predicted model, not a curated record. Lineage: Eukaryota; Viridiplantae; Streptophyta; Magnoliopsida; Brassicales; Brassicaceae.